GCGAAAGAAGACCAAUUUUACGCCGCAACUCGUCAAAAUGGAUAGUUUGACCAACGCGCUGGGCAGCGUGCCACAAGUGGUGCAGUGGGCCCUUGCUGGAGUAGGGGCUCUCUACCUCUCUGGCAAGGUCUUGAGUUACCUGCACCUGGUGCUGAACCUUUUCAUUCUGGGCGGUACCAACCUGAGCAAAUAUGGUAAAAAGGGUAGCUGGGCCGUUGUUACCGGCGCCUCGGACGGACUGGGCAAAGAGUUUGCCUCACAACUAGCAUCCAAAGGCUUCAAUAUUGUCCUUGUCUCCCGCACCGAGUCAAAGCUCAAGGAACUCGCAAAGGAGCUCGAGGCCCAAAAUGGCAGCCUGAAGACCAAAGUCCUGGCGAUGGACUACGAGCAGGACAACGACGAGGACUACGAGAAACUGAGCCAACUUCUUACCGGCCUGGAUGUCGCCAUUUUGAUCAACAAUGUCGGCCGCAGCCACUCGAUCCCCGUGCCAUUCCUCCAGACCCCGCGCGAGGAGCUACAGAACAUUGUCACCAUCAACUGCCUCGGUACACUCAAGACGACCCAGGUCGUGGCUCCUAUUAUGGCUCAGCGCAAGCGCGGUCUCAUUCUCACCAUGGGUUCCUUCGGUGGCUGGAUGCCCACACCUUUCCUGGCGACCUACAGCGGCAGCAAAGCAUUCCUGCAGCACUGGAGCACCUCGCUCGCCGAAGAGCUCCGCAGCAGCGGCGUCGACGUCCACCUGGUCCUGAGCUACCUCAUCGUGUCCGCCAUGAGCAAGGUGCGUCGCCCUAGCGCCAUGGUCCCGACGCCGCGGGCUUUCGUGCGCUCGGCACUGGGCAAGAUUGGGUGUGCGACACAGAACGUGGCCUACACCUACACGCCGUGGUGGAGCCAUGCCAUCAUGCAAUGGUGGGUUGAGAACACGGUCGGCAUCGGUAGCAAGAUCGGACUGCAGGUCAACCUGAAAAUGCACAAGGACAUUCGCACUCGUGCGCUGAAGAAGGCGGAGAGGGAGGCAAAGAAAGCUUGAAUAGCUGGUGGGGGUUGUGAAUAAAGCAAAAUAUAGACAAAGCCUUUUGUUUUGUGGAAAUCGGCAUGUCGGAGGCCAAAGAAUUAUUUGCGUUGCCAAAAUUAGGGCACGCGGGGAAUACUUAACCAAAGGAAGGCGGGCAGGUAUCUGCCCGCAUACAUGGGAGCUCGCAGCCAAAAUGUUUUGUCCUUGAGAUAUCGAGAUUUGCAAAAUCAAAACCUGAGAGGCUUGAGCUCUUGCGCAAGGUUGAGAAGACGAUAGUAAAAAAUACCACGCCAUGAAAAAUA
This is a messenger RNA of Pyricularia grisea, 1320 nucleotides long. RefSeq lists its product as uncharacterized. The transcript is spliced from 2 exons. Bases 38 to 1033 code for a protein of 331 amino acids. Gene Ontology annotation, molecular function: ketoreductase activity. Gene Ontology annotation, cellular component: endoplasmic reticulum. The record is from RefSeq and is a predicted model, not a curated record. Gene Ontology annotation, biological process: fatty acid elongation. Lineage: Eukaryota; Fungi; Ascomycota; Sordariomycetes; Magnaporthales; Pyriculariaceae.